AUGGCGAAGGAAUGGCAACGGGAGGGGGCGGUAGAGGGUGUGCUUUCGGGACUUGCAAAAAUCUCGGCUACGAUGAACCUUGCCAUUCCCCCUGUAUGGAUGGGUGAUGCCGGAGCUUCCAUGAUGGACCAAUUGGACACGCUCGUCAUGCGCUACAUUCCCCAGCUUGAGGGUGUUCUCAUUACGCAUUCAGAUGCACACUUUAAAAGCGCACUGGGUGAAAUUUACGGUGAUUCUGCGUUUGCAGAGGCACCUGUCGCAUUCCGAGCGCUGGUUUGGCGCCCGGAAAUCGGUAUGAUGCUAGAAGGAGUAAUCACAUUAUCCUCGCCAAGCCACGUAUCUUUACUCCUUCACGACACGUUUAAUGCAGCAAUUUCUGCCGAGCAUUUGCCCGUCGGAGAGUGGGAGUUUGCUUACUAUGAAGAGGGCGCUGUCCAGCGCAGUGACCCGAAUGACCGCAGCCUUGGACUCUGGCGCCAUAAAAAGACGGGCUCGCCACUGGGCGGAAACGAGCAUAAGCUUCUGUUUACGGUAAUCAGCAUGACCGUGGCGAACCGAAUGCUUUCUCUACAUGGCAGUCUACUUAAAGACCCAUUCAGCGUUGCACCUCCACGGCCUGGCUCGCUUUCCUUUGACCAAGCGCUCGCUGAAGCCGAGCAUGUAGAGGAGCCCGAGGAGGCAGUGGAAGUAACACAUGAGGAGAGCAUGUUUCUGGCAGAGCCCGCACCGCGUAAAGUGCGCUGGGAUGAUUCUGACGCGACUAGCGAAGAAGAGGACAAAGCAGCAGCAGACCGGAGCGAAGAGGUCGAAAUAGAGGAUGAUGCCGAGGAUAGCGAUGAGGAUCAAGACAGCUACGACGAACCGGUCGUCGAUACAGACGAGAUGUCGAGCGACGAAGAGACGCUCCCUGUAAUAAACGAAACUGGCACCACGACUGAGGAGACGUUACAGAUGCAGGAUGACAUUAAUGUCACAAAGGCAGAGAAGAAGAGAAAGAAAGACAGGAAGGAAAAGAAGGGAAAAAAAGAAAAGCGCGACAAGAAGGAGGAAAAGUCCCACAAAGAAAAGAACAAGCCUGGCGCAUCACGCAGCUCGAAACGUUCUGCAAAAGAGGAGUAUGAAAAGCCCAAGAAAAAGAAACGCACAAAUGCGUAG
Messenger RNA from Malassezia vespertilionis, 1155 nucleotides. RefSeq lists its product as uncharacterized. Bases 1 to 1155 code for a protein of 384 amino acids. Gene Ontology annotation, cellular component: RNA polymerase I complex. Gene Ontology annotation, biological process: DNA-templated transcription initiation. The transcript has 2 exons. Lineage: Eukaryota; Fungi; Basidiomycota; Malasseziomycetes; Malasseziales; Malasseziaceae. The record is from RefSeq and is a predicted model, not a curated record.